AUGGCCCAAGCCGUCAACUACCUCCUCUAUGAGGCCCCCAUGGGCUACGGCGUGUUCCACGUCGAGAACCAGCCCGACAGCAUUGGCCUGCGCCAGAAGGAGGCCCAGGAGACCAUCAAUGACCUCGCCCGCUUCGGCAAGAUGGUCAAGCUCGUCAACUUCACCCCCUUUGACACCGGAAAGCAAGCGCUGGACGAGAUCAACCACAUCUCCGAGGGUCUCAUGUCCGUCCACCUCAAGUCCGUCCUCGAGCUCAACCUGCCCCAGACCUCUGGCAAGAAGUCCAAGGUCACUCUCGCCGUGGCCGAGAAGAACCUCGCGUCCGUGAUCAAGUCCACCUUCCCCGGCGUCGACUGCGAAACCUCCGAGACCUCAGAGGUCGCCGGCGACCUCCUCCGCGGCGUCCGCCUGCACGCCGACAAGCUCCUCAAGGGCCUCCAGACCGGCGACUCCACCGCCGCCGGCCUCGGUCUCGGCCACUCCUACUCCCGCGCAAAGGUCAAGUUCAGCACCACCAAGAACGACAACCACGUCAUCCAGGCCUCCGCCACCGUCGAGUUCCAGGACAAGGGCGUCAACCAGUUCUUCAUGCGCGUCCGCGAGUGGUACGGCUGGCACUUCCCCGAGCUCGUCAAGAUCGUCUCCGACAACCUCACCUACGCCAAGCUCGUCCUCCUCAUCGGCGACAAGUCCACCCUCAACGACGACCGCCUCCACGACAUCGCCGCCGUCGUCGAGGAGGACGGCGAGAAGGCCCAGGCCAUCAUCGACGCCGCAAAGGUCUCCAUGGGUCUCGCCAUCACCCCCGCCGACCUCGAGAUCGUCAAGGGCUUCGCCGAGGCCGUCGUCCAGCAGGCCGAGGCCCGCCGCGCCACCGCAAACUACCUCGACAAGAAGAUGUCCGUCGUCGCGCCCAACCUGCAGACCCUCAUCGGCACCCCCGUCGCCGCCCGCCUCAUCUCCCACGCGGGCUCCCUCACCGCGCUGUCAAAGUACCCGGCCUCCACGCUGCAGAUCCUCGGCGCCGAGAAGGCCCUCUUCCGCGCGCUCAAGACCAAGAGCAACACCCCCAAGUACGGCCUCAUCUACCACUCCAGCUUCAUCGGCAAGGCCUCCGUCAAGAACAAGGGCCGCAUCUCCCGCUACCUCGCCAACAAGUGCUCCAUCGCCUCCCGCAUCGACAACUACACCGAGAACCCCACCACCAAGUUCGGCGAGGCCCUGCGCCAGCAGGUCGAGGAUCGUCUCGAGUUCUACGCCACCGGCAAGAAGCCCGCCAAGAACGCCGACGUGAUGGCCUCCGUCCUCGAGCAGGUCGAAGGCGACCUCGACCUCGACGACGCGGAAAUGGUCGACGCCGCCGCCGAGGAGGUCAAGAAGGAGAAGAAGGACAAGAAGGAAAAGUCCAAGGACAAGAAGGAGAAGAAGGAGAAGAAGCGCAAGCGCGACUCCGAGGUCGCCCCAGCCGUCGAAGAAGAGCCCGAAAAGGCCGACGGGGAAAAGAAGAAGAAGAAGAAGAAGAAGUCCAAGGACGAGUAA
This is a messenger RNA of Colletotrichum siamense, 1539 nucleotides long. It is a transcript of the gene NOP56, whose product is annotated as Nucleolar protein 56. Gene Ontology annotation, cellular component: small-subunit processome; box C/D methylation guide snoRNP complex. The transcript has 3 exons. The record is from RefSeq and is a predicted model, not a curated record. Gene Ontology annotation, molecular function: snoRNA binding. The coding region runs from base 1 to 1539 and encodes 512 amino acids. NCBI's taxonomy places the organism in Eukaryota, Fungi, Ascomycota, Sordariomycetes, Glomerellales, Glomerellaceae.